AUGGUACCAGUUGCCAUUGCAGUACGCUUUGCUGAUGCUCCUGCUGUUGCUCAGUUUGUCUGCGCUUGUCUCGCCAUCAUUCCUCUCGCCGCUCUGUUAGGCUUUGCCACAGAGGAGCUGGCCAAACGGUUUGGUAACGCGCUCUCCGCCUUGUUGAACAUCAGCUUCGGCAACGCAGCAGAACUCAUCAUUUUCAUCAUCGGUGUCGUGCGCGGAGAGCUUGGAGUUGUCCAGGCGGCGAUUAUUGGGAGCGUUCUUUCCAAUCUGCUCCUCAUUCUCGGCAUGGCCUUCUUCCUGGGUGGCCUACGCUUCACGGAGCAGUACUACAACAACACUGUGACUCAAACCACAGGAACUCUCCUUCUGCUGGCAGUCGUAAGCUUAGCCAUCCCAGCGGGUUUCCACGCCAGUUUUCGGGACAGUCAACUGGCAGACGACCGCGUUCUCCAGCUCAGCUAUAGUACUUCUAUUAUUCUGCUCUUGGUUUAUGGAGCCUACUUGUUCUUUCAGCUGAAGACGCACGCCAGCCUCUACCGCGAUGUUGCCACUGGACCAGAGCAGACACCUCGCAUACCGCUUGUCGCCUCCAUCAUCUUGCUAGCUGUUUCGACAGCUUUGAUUGCAUUGAUCGCAGAGUUUAUGGUUGCCUCGAUCAAUGGAUUAGUCGCGACAACGCCCAUUUCCGAACAGUUUGUUGGUCUUAUCCUCAUUCCUGUUGUGGGUAACAGCGCUGAGCACUUCACAUCGGUCAUGCUGGCGCUCAAGGGCCGCAUCGACAUCAGUCUCGGCAUUGCUCUUGGUUAUCUCCAAAUUGUCCUGCUCGUUGGCCCACUUGCAGUCAUCGUAGGUUGGAUCAUUGGUCAACCGCUGACGCUUUUUUUCUCGUUGUUUGAAACCCUGUCACUGCUUCUGUCGGUUAUGAUCGUGACUUACAUGGUCAUCGACGGUCGCUCCAAUUGGCUGGAAGGUGUUCUGUUGAUGGCAGCCUAUGUCCUAUUCGCUAUCGCAGCUGCAUUGUAUCCAUCUGCAAGCGGUGAGGCUUAG
Molecule: messenger RNA, 1044 nt
Organism: Protomyces lactucae-debilis
Lineage: Eukaryota; Fungi; Ascomycota; Taphrinomycetes; Taphrinales; Protomycetaceae
Product: calcium/proton exchanger
Exons: 5
Coding region: 1-1044 (347 amino acids)
Biological process (GO): calcium ion transmembrane transport; intracellular calcium ion homeostasis
Cellular component (GO): fungal-type vacuole membrane
Molecular function (GO): calcium:proton antiporter activity
Source: RefSeq, a predicted model, not a curated record